AUGGAGGAAAUUAAGGAAGCUGUGUGGGAUUGUGAUGGGGAUAGAAGCCCGGGACCGGAUGGCUAUAACUUCCGGUUUAUUAAAUCUUUCUGGCACCUUAUGCACUUGGAUAUCAAAAAGAUAGUGUCAAAAAUUAUAUCGAAGAGGCUUAAGCACGUGUUGUCCAAGUUGAUUGAUGUGAAUCAAUUUGCUUUUCUGGGUGAGAGGAAUAUGAUGGAUAGUGUAUUGAUCGUCAAUGAAAUCGUAGAUGAGGCCAAGAGGAAGAAAAAACCGACGAUAAUCUUUAAGGUGGACUAUGAGAAGGCUUACGACUCGGUUAGAUGGGAUUUUCUUCUGUACAUGCUACGACGAAUGAAUUUUUGUGAUAAGUGGAUUAAGUGGAUAAGGGGUUGUUUGGAAUCUAAUUCCGUCUCCGUGCUAGUUAAUGGAAGCCCUGGUCCGGAAUUCAGAAUGUGUAAAGGGCUUCGGCAAGGUGACCCAUUAGCUCCUUUUCUCUUUCUAGUGGUGGCAGAAGGCCUCAAUGGCCUAUUUAAGAAGGCGGUCCAACUUGACAAAUUCACUUGUUUGCGGAUGACACCCUUUUCAUUGGUGAAGCAAUGA
Messenger RNA from Lotus japonicus, 600 nucleotides. Its product is annotated as secreted RxLR effector protein 78-like. NCBI's taxonomy places the organism in Eukaryota, Viridiplantae, Streptophyta, Magnoliopsida, Fabales, Fabaceae. The record is from RefSeq and is a predicted model, not a curated record. The transcript has 2 exons. Bases 1 to 600 code for a protein of 199 amino acids.